AUGACGUUGUAUCCAUUCGAGAUCUUCUUCCUGCUCGCGCUGGUCGCUGCUGUCCCUAUUCCUACGGAGGCUGAGAAAAAUUCUGGUGGUGAGAAGUAUGCGAAGGAUAAGGGUGCUGGGCGUCCUGUCCUCUCAUACAUCUUCGGGGCAGCCGGGUGCCUCAUGAUUCUUGGAGUGAUUUACUUUGCUUGGGCCAAGUACCGCCGAGGCGAGCGCGUUUGCCCAGGGGUGAAGCGCAAGCCCGCCACUAGGAAUAUUUCACGUGAACUUGUGAAGUCUCACCGUCAUCCUGCACCAACGUCGUACGGCUGGCAGCGUCCAGUGAUGCCAAUUAACGAAGCUGCCAACCCAUACGCCUGGCCCAGGCAGCAGACGAACUCGAAGCCCGCGGACGGGGGGUAUGGGCUCCGAGACCUUAACAAGCCAUUGCCUCGGCGUCCACAGAAUGAUCAUGGGCAUCCGCCGUAUGGAGUGCGGAAGCCAGCUCCAAUACUCAGGUCUGGAACUCCGGUUCCGGUGGUUUAUCCGAACAAGAAUGGCUUCUACACCGUGCCUGUGUAUGGCUCGACUUCCCAUGGGCAAGACCAUCGCUAUCGGUAG
This is a messenger RNA of Paraphaeosphaeria sporulosa, 600 nucleotides long. RefSeq lists its product as uncharacterized. The record is from RefSeq and is a predicted model, not a curated record. The transcript has a single exon. Lineage: Eukaryota; Fungi; Ascomycota; Dothideomycetes; Pleosporales; Didymosphaeriaceae. The coding region runs from base 1 to 600 and encodes 199 amino acids.